GAUGGCUGCGGCGGAUGCACAGGGCGGGAGAAGCGGUGGCGGCGGAGGUGGUGGUGGAGCUUGCGGUGGCCCCAGCGGCGGGACAAGCAGUAGCCGCAGCGGCUUAUUGGAUAAGUGGAAGAUUGAUGAUAAGCCUGUAAAAAUUGAUAAGUGGGAUGGAUCAGCUGUGAAAAACUCUCUGGAUGAUUCUGCCAAAAAGGUACUUCUGGAAAAAUACAAGUAUGUGGAGAAUUUUGGUUUAAUUGACGGCCGCCUCACCAUCUGUACCAUCUCCUGUUUCUUUGCCAUAGUGGCUUUGAUCUGGGAUUACAUGCACCCUUUUCCAGAGUCCAAGCCUGUUUUGGCUUUGUGCGUCAUAUCCUAUUUUGUGAUGAUGGGGAUUCUCACCAUUUAUACCUCAUAUAAGGAGAAGAGCAUCUUCCUCGUGGCCCACAGGAAAGAUCCUACAGGAAUGGAUCCUGAUGAUAUUUGGCAGCUGUCCUCCAGUCUCAAAAGGUUCGAUGACAAAUAUACCCUGAAGCUGACUUUCAUCAGUGGAAGAACAAAGCAGCAACGAGAAGCUGAGUUCACCAAAUCCAUUGCUAAAUUUUUUUGACCACAGUGGAACGCUGGUCAUGGAUGCGUAUGAACCUGAAAUAUCCAGGCUCCAUGACAGUCUUGCCACAGAAAGAAAAAUAAAAUAA
This is a messenger RNA of Lepus europaeus (European hare), 683 nucleotides long. RefSeq names its product signal peptidase complex subunit 2-like. The transcript has a single exon. Gene Ontology annotation, cellular component: signal peptidase complex; membrane. NCBI's taxonomy places the organism in Eukaryota, Metazoa, Chordata, Mammalia, Lagomorpha, Leporidae. Gene Ontology annotation, biological process: protein targeting to ER. Bases 2 to 595 code for a protein of 197 amino acids. The record is from RefSeq and is a predicted model, not a curated record.